Phytophthora sojae is the source of this 1908-nucleotide messenger RNA. RefSeq lists its product as hypothetical. The record is from RefSeq and is a predicted model, not a curated record. The transcript is spliced from 6 exons. Lineage: Eukaryota; Oomycota; Peronosporomycetes; Peronosporales; Peronosporaceae. The coding region runs from base 1 to 1908 and encodes 635 amino acids.
AUGGCCGACACUGUCAUUCGAGAGCACAAGCGGCUUCGCCUCACAUCCCCCGACGCCAACGUCAACGCCAAGGCCGACGCAUGGGACUUCCUCUCGCCAUGGUUCGAGCAGCUUAAGGGGAGUCUCACGGUCACCUCGGACGGCUACUUGCAGGUUCUAUACCAGCAACCUCGUUGGAUACGACGUGGCCGACCCAACCCAUACGACAUCUGUGAGUGGCACACCCGCGAGGCGCUGGAGCUGCUGGUGCUAGUGCACAGCGUGAACAACCGAGCUUGGGUCAAGAUCCUGAAGGAAAAAUGCGAGCUGAGGUUCGAAGAAGAGGAGGAGGGAGAUGUAUCGGACACAGGCAGUGACGAGGAGGGGGAAGACGAUGACGCGGAAACAUUUAAGUUCGAGUGCGAGCACGACCGAGAAGUGCCGCUGUCGCCUCGUUUCAAGUUUGAGAUGGACGUCGGUUACCAACACGCACGCCCGUGCUACAAGCCCAGUCUGGAGUUCUUGGCCGCGAAACAGCGGAUCUUGAUGAUGCAAGACGAGGUGUUUAAGACACACCCACAUGUACCGCGAUCCAUCGAGAUCCCGGUCUCAUUCGAGGUUGCCUCGUCGUCUAGAGAGAAUAACGACGCGGUUGUUGCGCAUAUGCUGGAACUGCGGGAGCUGAUCGAGGCCAUGAAAAGUUACAGCAAGCAACAAGUUGGGGAUUCGAACAGUCUUGAUGAUUGCGCAAGAACGUUCACUUACUGCCUGGACGAGCUGUCGAUAAGCAUUUCCGACGUGAAUGUAACCGAGGCGCGCGUGGAAAGCGUCUUACGAGUGCUUGGAACUGGAGUCGCGAUUGAAAGGUUGGAAGUGGAUCUGUACCGUGAACCUGAUAGCCCUGCGAGCCGGAAAAAUCUUGCGAAGUUAUUGAUUGGAUUACUGGUUCACUCGAUCGGCACCUUCGUUUUCGUAAGUGGUCGCGACUGGCACUGUGACGCGCUGUGCUCUACACUCGCAGUCGCUCGAACACCCGUCGGGACGCUUCAGCUACGUGGUAGGAGUCAGUACUCAGAUCGGGGGAGGCUGUUAGCGGGGGCGCUCUUUUGUUCACGAAUGCCCCGCUGUACUUCUUACCCACCCAUUGACCGCUUGGAUAUCUCGGAUUCGACUUUUUACAGCUUCCAACUCAAGGACUUUGAGGAUGCUAUCAAGGAGAAGGACUUCUGGUAUAGCUUGGGGCUCACUUCGUGCAUGGGAUGGCAGCUUCCUGAAGGAACUAUGUUGUGCUUUGACGACGGCGACAUCGUCACGAAACAUGCCAUCUCGAUACCGGUUGAUACAAACAUGAAGCUGCUGCCAGCCAGCACGGGCGAUCGAAGUGGCAUGGUUGGACUUCAAUCUCCAGUUUUCCCCCUGGAUGAACGGUGGAAGGACGAUGACAUUUAUCCUGAAGUCGUGCCCGAAGCUGACGAGUAUGUCGAUCGUGCAGCCCACUAUACAUUUGAGCCGUUUACUGGAGAGACGAAACCAGAGCUAACUUCGCUUGCGAUAAGGGAUGUCGAGCACAUUGGGCGUGAUCACGCAAAUGGGUCCACCGCUGUCAACGACUCAACCCUUGAAGCGCUGUGGAUGGCGCUCCAGAACAACACGAGAUUGAAGAAGCUGAGCCUGAUCGCGCCAUUCCGUGCCAUAACGCCGUGGGGAAAUCGGUUUCGCCAGUUCCAUCGCCAGGUUCUACCCCCUACUCCACUCGGUCUGGCGUCCAAGCUUGCGUUCCUGAGUGCUGUCAGUAUUGACUUUGAAGUCAAUACUGCAGGCGAGCUUCCUUCCGCUCUCCAGAAACUUGACCAACACCCGGUGUCGCUUAUUUUCGAGUUUGCCGCCACUCGCGUGAUCCGCUCGGUGGAAAUAUUGAUCGGAGAUUAG